GCCCUGCCGCCGGGCCCCCGCCCAAGUGCGCCCGACGGCUUCCCUCCCGCGGCCGCCGCCGCGGGCGGCGCCGAUGCGCUAGGCAGCGCCCGGCUGGAGGGCCUCGGCAUCUGCGGGCCUGGCGGCGGCCGCGGGUGCCUCACGCGGGUGCUCCGCGACCUCCACGUACUGCAUUGUGGGGACGGCGGCGCGAUGCCCCGCGCGCUGAUGGGCCAGGCGGUGCGCGGAGGCCUGCGGUGCGGCGGGGCGCGGUGGACGCACGUGGUCGACCUGAGGGCCACGGGCUCGCCGCCGCUGCCACCGGAGCUCGCCAGGCUUCGCGUCCUCGACGGCUCCGUGGCACCCGGGGCGCGCGGCGAGCUCCGGACCGCGGAAGACUUCUUGCGGAUGCUGCCGGCCGUGUUCGACUUCCUCAGGCUCGCCGCGCUCCGCCGGGGCGCCGUGCUGCUCGUGGACGGCCCCGCCGCGCCGCACCUUGACGGCGCCGGUGCCGCCCCCGGCGGGUUCGCCAUCGCCGCUGUGCUCGCGCUCAUGGCCGAGAGCAGCCACCUCGGCGUCUACCCGGCGCUCUGCUCCCUGAGCUCGCAGGUGAUCGUGCAGGCGAUCUGCCCGGUCGCCUCCUCCGCGCUCGCGGCGUGGUGCGAGUCGGAACGCCGCGGCGUGUGGUCCCGCUCCGCCGCGCUGUGGCACGCGCCGUGCCUGUGCGGCGCCUGCUCGUGGCACCUGCCGCCGCAGUGGCUGCGGGACGCGGCCAGGCCCUCCGGCGCGGUGUCCUGCGAGGGCCGCCCCUCCGAGGGCGCCUGCCUGGCCCUCUGCAGCUGCGCGGCGAGGUCGCACGACGGGGGGGCGCGGCCGCCCACCUGCCUGGGCCCCGCCGGCAGGAGGCCGCGGGGCGGCGCCCUGCCUGCCUGCCGCCCCGCGCGGCCGGACGACGCCCGCUGGCUGUGGCUCCCCCAGGGCUUCUCCGUCAACGAGUUCAGCGCUGGAAGGACGCUCGGCAGUCUCACGAACGGGCUCAAGUUCCAUGCGGAGCCAGUGCCCAGAGAGCGUGGGAGUGGAGCACAGCAUUACCGCUGCCGCGGGUGCCGUGCGCUGACCCACGCCGUGGUCGACGUCGUUCCAGGUCAACAUCAACGAGUGGCUGUUAUUUGCUCCAGCGAGGUUUUGCGCCAAGGAGAAGUUGGCGUGCUCGCCCCUCCUGAGGCGCGACCUCCCCUGAGCUCAUGCCUGGCAGACCUCGUGCUGCCCCCUGGGAAUUAG
Prorocentrum cordatum is the source of this 1260-nucleotide messenger RNA. The record is from the annotation of a GenBank genome assembly. Lineage: Eukaryota; Dinophyceae; Prorocentrales; Prorocentraceae.